This is a messenger RNA of Acanthochromis polyacanthus (spiny chromis), 1805 nucleotides long. It is a transcript of the gene ccdc174, whose product is annotated as coiled-coil domain containing 174. Gene Ontology annotation, cellular component: nucleus. The transcript has 11 exons. NCBI's taxonomy places the organism in Eukaryota, Metazoa, Chordata, Actinopteri, Pomacentridae. The record is from RefSeq and is a predicted model, not a curated record. Bases 82 to 1668 code for a protein of 528 amino acids.
GAAGAAAAACCAACGAAGAAGUUGUUAAACUCGGUUACAGCAGCAGUAUGAACGAUAUGGUGAAGUAAGCAUUUGAUAACCAUGGAUAAAAAGAAGAAACCUUUCGCGGUGACUGCUUCAUCGCUAGUGGAUCUUAAAGCUGAACUCUACAGGAAACAGGAGCAGUUUAAACAGCAGAAACUUGGGCAAGAAACUACUGGUGCUGGAUUUAAAACAAAAUCCACAGUUAAGAAACCUAAUAUCUGGAGUAAACAAAAUGCUGGUGUUUCAGCAAGAGCUGAGAAAGAUGCAGAGCAGCUGGCUGAAGAGCAGAACAGCCUUGAUGCAUCCAGGCGCAAGUUGGAGGAGAAGGCCAGACUUUAUGAACAGAUGACAAAAGGAGACUUUCCAGAUGAAGAGACGGAGGGACUGUUUCUUGUGGAUUUCACCCAGAAGAUUAUUGACAAAAAUAAAGAGACUUUUGCACAAAGGGAGACGGAGAAAGAUGAUGAGGAAAGAGGCAGCUCGUCACCAAUCCCGCCUCCUCAGAACCCCGAUGAGGAAUGGGUGGACUUUGUGGAUUCUUUGGGACGAUCUCGAAGAUGCAUGAAGAAAGAUCUACCAGAUUUUAAGAAAAUGGACCAAGACUUUAAAGGAAAAGGGUCUGACAAGGACUUGCUCUCAGAGGACAUGCGUCGAGAGCUGCAGAGACAGGAGUGGGAGAGGGAGGAGGAGGAAGCUAUGAAGAGGCCUGUUGGCCCAAUCCACUAUGAAGAUAUAAGAGGACAAGAGGCUCGGGAGCUUGGUGUCGGCUACUAUGCCUUCUCUCAGGAUCAGGAUCAGCGCAGGAAGCAAAGAGAAACCCUGGAUAUGCUCAGAGACCAGACAACAGAUCAACGCACUAAGAGGGAGCGACUGAAGGAGAAGAGACAAGCCGUCCUGCAGGCUCGACUGGCCAAGGUGAGGCAGAGGAAGAUGAAGAAGGCCAAGCUGGAUGGCACCGAGGAAGAGGAGAGAGAAGAGGAGGAGAAUGAAGCAGUGGAGGAGGAAGAUGAAACAUUAGGGCCUCUGCCAGAGGAGUCCCCAGAGGUCAGCACUCUGAAGAAGGUGGUUGUGGAGAUCCAAGAGAGGAAAGACACCAAACCGGGUGUUCCCCAUGUCAGAGAAUGGGACAGAGGCAAAGAGUUCAUGUUUAGCGAGUGGAAAACUCGCCGUCGGGACGAGCGAGAUUCAGAAUUUGCACCUCCCUCUGCAUACUUUUCUGAAGAAAAGAGACCAAAACCAAAGACUAAAAUUCAGGAGAAUAAAUCCAGCAUGUCCUUUAAGUGGAUGUCAGGCCUGGGAGGAAUUUCAGAGAGCAAAGCAGAACCAGAACCUCAGCCUAAAACUGCUUCUUCACCUCCUCAACCUCAGCAAAGUCCUGCGACGUCUUCACAGCCGAAACCCUCAGACAGCCCAUCACUUUCAACUCCCCCCUUCCACCCACAGUAUCCCCCUCCUAUGUUUUACCCUCCAUUCCCACCUCCUCAGUUUGCAGGUGCACCUCACCAUUUUCCUCCAUUUCCCCCUCAGUACCCAAACCAGUAUCCUCCCCAGUAUCCACCUCAGCCUGCAGACCAGAGCCAGCAGCCCCCCCAGGACCCUCAGAAUCUGGACGACAUGCUGUCCUUCUACAGGAACACUACCUGAUCUUUCAAAUACUGUUUGCUGUGUAAUUAGCUCUUAUUGGGAAUGUAAAGGCUGUUGUUCCCCUUUUUUUGUUGUUGAAAACAACAGAACCCAAUGUCUUCACUCUUUGAGAUCAAUAAACAUUAGAUUUAAUUGGA